Messenger RNA from Oppia nitens, 1595 nucleotides. It is a transcript of the gene Fib, whose product is annotated as rRNA 2'-O-methyltransferase fibrillarin-like. Gene Ontology annotation, molecular function: zinc ion binding; RNA binding; rRNA methyltransferase activity. The record is from RefSeq and is a predicted model, not a curated record. The transcript has 6 exons. NCBI's taxonomy places the organism in Eukaryota, Metazoa, Arthropoda, Arachnida, Sarcoptiformes, Oppiidae. The coding region runs from base 167 to 1423 and encodes 418 amino acids. Gene Ontology annotation, biological process: box C/D sno(s)RNA 3'-end processing; rRNA methylation. Gene Ontology annotation, cellular component: box C/D methylation guide snoRNP complex; small-subunit processome; nucleolus.
UGCAUUCAAAUAGUGUUUUAAACAAAACACGUGUUUAUUAAAGCAUUUAUUUUUAAUAUUUAUUUCACGUUAACUGAACACAUCUUUUAAUACUUGUGACCACUAUUUAAGACAAUUCGUAUUUGUCUUUAAUAUCAUAUUUUAAUUGCCAUCAAUCGUGUCAUAAAUGGGAAGACCAGGUUUCAGUCCUCGCGGUGGAGGGUUUAGAGGUGGCGGCGGUGGCCGAGGAGGUCGUGGUGGCUUUGGAGGCCGUGGAGGUGGCGGAGGAGGAGGAGGUGAUAAUAGUUGUUUCAAAUGUGGRCAAAGCGGACAUUUUUCACGUGAGUGUCCUAACGCCAGCCAAGGAGGUGGUGGACGUGGAGGCGGCAGUGGUGGAGAUAAUAGUUGUUUCAAAUGUGGACAAAGCGGUCACUUUUCACGCGAGUGUCCUAAUGCCAGUCAAGGAGGCGGCGGUGGAGGAGGAGGUGGCGGCGGUUGUUUCAAGUGUGGACAAGACGGACAUUUUUCACGAGAAUGUCCGAAUUCAAGCCAAGGUGGAGGACGCGGAGGUUUUCGUGGUGGCAGAGGUGGUGGCCGUGGUGGUGGUGACCGCGGAGGUCGUGGUGGCCGAGGAGGAGGUAGAGGUGGAACUCCCAGAGGUGGUCGCGGAGGUGGACGAGGCGGAGGUAGAGGUGGUAGAGGAGGAGGGGCUGGUUUUAGAGGCGGUAAAAAGGUUAUGGUUGAACCACAUCAACGUCUUGAUGGUGUGUUCAUAGCGAGAGGUAAAGAAGAUGCUUUGGUGACCAAAAAUAUGGUUCCCGGAGAUUCGGUAUACGGAGAAAAAAGAGUGUCUAUUGAUGAUGAAAACGGAAAAAUUGAGUAUCGCGUGUGGAAUCCUUUCCGAUCAAAACUGGGCGCCGCUAUAUUGGGAGGGGUGGAGAACAUACAUAUCGCUCCCGGGUCUAAAGUUUUGUAUUUGGGCGCCGCCUCUGGAACUACUGUCUCACAUGUGUCCGAUAUUGUAGGUCCUGAAGGACGUGUAUAUGCUGUUGAAUUUUCACACCGAUCGGGUCGAGACCUCUUAGGUGUAGCUCAAAAGCGUAGUAAUAUAGUUCCGAUCAUUGAAGACGCCAGACAUCCACACAAGUAUCGUAUGGUAUUGUCAAUGGUUGAUACGAUAUUUGCCGAUGUGGCCCAACCAGAUCAGGCCCGCAUUGUUUUGCUUAAUGCUCAGCACUUCCUCAAAAUUGGUGGUCACGUUGUCAUUUCAAUUAAGGCCAAUUGUAUUGACUCUACGGCUCCGGCAGAAGCAGUGUUUGCACAGGAAGUGAAUAAAUUAAAAUUAGAAAAAGUUAAACCCUUAGAACAGGUGACUCUUGARCCCUAUGAAAGAGAUCACGCUGUCGUUGUUGGUAUCUAUAGGUCCGAUGUCAAGAAAGAAUAGGUUAAAGUUUAAGUUUAUAUUAUCACUCAUAUCUACCCAACCAUCAUAUGUCCCAUUAAUUUAAAGUAAUUAUGACAAUGGAUUUUCUUAACGACGACAUAUGAAUUAUUUUAUUGAUAAAAAAUAUUUUUAUUAUGUAUUUUGAAAAUAAAAAUUAUCCGAAAUCACAAUU